This is a messenger RNA of Dioszegia hungarica, 873 nucleotides long. RefSeq lists its product as uncharacterized. The annotation marks the transcript as partial. Gene Ontology annotation, molecular function: antiporter activity. NCBI's taxonomy places the organism in Eukaryota, Fungi, Basidiomycota, Tremellomycetes, Tremellales, Bulleribasidiaceae. The record is from RefSeq and is a predicted model, not a curated record. Gene Ontology annotation, cellular component: Golgi apparatus; trans-Golgi network; endosome. The transcript is spliced from 9 exons.
AAGAGCUUGGAUAUCAGCCCGAAUCUCCCUCCAAGGGAAAAGAAGGCUGGUCCCAGCGCGGCCGUGAUCAUCCCUAUCUGGAUCGCGCUAUCCUCCUCGGUCAUUCUUUACAACAAGUAUCUGUACUCCACGCUGGACUACCCAUAUCCCAUCUUUGUCACUUCGUACCAUCUCGGAUGUGCCGCCAUCGGGACCCGCAUCCUCCGCGCAACGACCAACCUGAUGGACGGCCUGGACAACGUGAAUAUGACGCAAGACAUCUACAUCAAAUCCAUCUUGCCUAUCGGUGUGCUCUUCUCCGGCUCCCUGAUCCUCAGCAACACCGCUUAUCUCUCACUGAGCGUGUCGUUCAUCCAGAUGCUCAAGGCCUUCACGCCAGUCGCCAUCUUGCUCAUCUCGGCGGCCUUCAAGAUUCAGGCUCUGAAUCAGCGACUCGUCAUGAUCGUCGUGCUGAUCUCGCUCGGGUGUGCUCUUGCCGCAUACGGAGAAAUCAACUUUGAGAUGUUCGGCUUCCUCUGCCAGACCAGCGCGGUCGCUUUCGAGUCUUCGCGACUAGUCAUGAUCCAAAUCCUCCUGCAGGGUCUCAAGAUGGACCCGCUCGUCUCGCUCCACUACUACGCCCCCGUCUGCUCCAUCAUCAACGCCUGCUUCCUCCCCUUCACAGAAGGCUGGGCGCCCUUCCGCGAGUUUAUGCGCAUCGGCCCGCUCGUCAUGCUCUCGAACGCGGCGGUGGCGUUCGGAUUGAACGUAGCGGCUGUGUUUCUGAUUGGCGCGGCGGGCGGGCUGGUUUUGACUCUGGCUGGGGUGUUCAAGGUGAGCUUGCUUCCGGGUCCCGGUCUGACUAGGUGGCAUCGGAAGAGGCUGAUCAGGUAG